This is a messenger RNA of Asparagus officinalis (garden asparagus), 2052 nucleotides long. RefSeq lists its product as uncharacterized. NCBI's taxonomy places the organism in Eukaryota, Viridiplantae, Streptophyta, Magnoliopsida, Asparagales, Asparagaceae. The record is from RefSeq and is a predicted model, not a curated record. The transcript has 6 exons. Gene Ontology annotation, molecular function: nucleic acid binding. Bases 69 to 1868 code for a protein of 599 amino acids.
CAGUAGCUCCUCAUCCGACGACCCCAGCUGUGCGCAUCCAUCUCUCCACCUCCUCCGUCGUCGCUUUUAUGGACCCCACUCCCUCCUCAGAUCCCGCAACCCCCGUUCCCAUGUAUAAUUACGAUCCUGCCGUCGGUGGCCGAGGGUUAGGGUUUCACGACGAGGACGGAGAUCUAGAGGAGGAAGAGGAAGAAGAAGUAGAAGAGGAAGAGGAUCGGUACGAGAGCGAGGGGAAGGGCGAGGGCUUUCUCUCGAUCGGUGGCGUUAGGGUUUACACCGAAGAUUGCUCUUCUCCUGAUGAGGAGAGCGGGGACUCGAUGGGAUCAGAUUCAUCUGAAGAGGAGGAAGAAGAGGGAGAAUCAGCAGAUGAAUCUUCUUCCUCUGACGAUCACGAUGACGAUUCUGAGAUUGAUGAUGAGACGGUCGAAGAUUAUCUCGAAGGGAUCGGUGGGAGCAGCGAGAUACUGAAAUCGGGAUGGUUAGCAAAAAAGAAGGAUCUUGAAGAGCAGUUUCUGGAAUCUGAGAGCAGUAGCGGCGAUGAUGAUGGUGGUGGUGAUAAGUUAGGGGCAAUUGAAAUGAUGAAUGUUUCACAGGAGUAUGGAGUGCUGAAGAAGAAGAAGAAGAAGAUUAAUUUUAGGAAGGGGAAGGGUCAGAUCAGUUCGCCAAUGGUGGAUUUUGGAUUGUCGGCCGCAAUGGAUGAUUUGAUGUUUGUGAAGGAUCCGAGAAAUUUUUCAGGCAGGAGGAAGAAGAAGAAGGCUGUUCCUCAGCUCUCCAGAUCGUGGCCUCGUGAGGGGCACAGGAGUAAAGAGCAUUACAGUGCUUCAGGUGGAAAAAAGAAGCAACGUAAAGAGCUAAUAGCUGUGAAGCGCCGACAACGUAUGAUUAAUCGUGGUGUUGACUUGGAACAAAUAAAUCUGAAGCUGAGACAUAUGGUCAUCAACAAGGUUGAUAUGUUCUCAUUCCACCCCAUGCAUUCUCGCGAUUGUUCUCAGGUGAAACGGCUAGCAUCAAUUUAUCGCCUACAGAGUGGCUGUCAAGGUUCAGGGAAGAAGAGGUUUGUGACUGUGACACGGACUGUUCAGACAUGUCUGCCAUCUGCAUCUGACAAGCUCCGCCUUGAUAAGCUUUUGGGAGAAGGCAUGGAUGAAGACUUCACCAUAAAUAACGAGAGCAAGAGGACACCUCAGACACAGCCAAAAAGUAGAUCAAAGACAGGUAAGAAGCUCUCAUUACACCAAUCUGCUCCACCAAAGCUCUCAAAAACUGGCGAUUCUAGCGGGAAGAACAAACGAAGCGAGAAGAAAGGUUCAGCUGCAUACUCUGAAAGGCCAGUAUCGUUCAUAUCUUCUGGCGUUAUGGAAGCAGAUUCUGCAAUAAAGGCAGCAGUUUUGGAUCCCAACAAAAGCAUCGUAACUGAGAAAGCUUCAGAUACCAGCUUUUCUAAAGUUGGUGCUUUUGAGAUGCAUACUACAGGUUUUGGUUCAAAGAUGAUGGCCAAGAUGGGAUAUGUCGAGGGUGGUGGAUUGGGAAAAGAUGGGCGAGGAAUCGCUUCACCAAUUGAGGCGAUACAAAGACCCAAGUCUCUAGGACUAGGUAUUCAGUUUGAUGAAGUGAAUAAAGAUGCAGAUGUCUAUCCAAAAAAGAAUAAGAUGGAUGCAAAUGGCUAUCGAAAAAAGAGAACGAGUUCAAAAUCUGGAGCAGAGAGUAUUGGAGCCUUUGAAAAGCAUACUAAAGGAUUUGGCUCCAAAAUGAUGGAAAGAAUGGGAUUUAUUCCGGGUACAGGAUUAGGGAGGGAUGCCCAGGGUAUUGUUAGCCCGCUGACUGCAGUUAGAAGGCCCAAGGCCAGAGGACUGGGAUCAAAGCCUUGAGCCUUUAGAAAUUACUUAUUAGUUAUAUCAGUCUCUUCAUUAUGUAAUUUAUGUUAAUUUGUAUUUCUGUUAUUGACAUAAAACAUGUAAGUAUCAUUUCUCUAUGUAAGGAACAGAUGUCAGAAAGGAUCUUACUUUCUGCAAAGCAAAGUGACCAGGAAGUUUAGUUGUAUGUUGCAGAAUA